Messenger RNA from Anastrepha ludens (Mexican fruit fly), 4965 nucleotides. RefSeq names its product homeotic protein spalt-major (gene salr). Gene Ontology annotation, molecular function: DNA-binding transcription factor activity, RNA polymerase II-specific; RNA polymerase II cis-regulatory region sequence-specific DNA binding. The transcript is spliced from 4 exons. Gene Ontology annotation, biological process: regulation of transcription by RNA polymerase II. Bases 1612 to 4965 code for a protein of 1117 amino acids. Gene Ontology annotation, cellular component: nucleus. Lineage: Eukaryota; Metazoa; Arthropoda; Insecta; Diptera; Tephritidae. The record is from RefSeq and is a predicted model, not a curated record.
CACAACAACAAGACGCAGGAACAAUGAUGUUAACAAUAACAAUGAUAAUAGCAACAAGCGAGCAGUCAGUCGCAGCAGCAGCAGCAACAGCCAGAACAUUAGACUCAAAGCACCAACGUGGUUCGUAGCGCCAGUCAAAAAAAAAAAAAAAAAACGAAAACAAAAAAACAACAGUUCGAAACAGCUAAAAGACAGCCCAACAGCCAAUCAGGCCAUAUACUACCAACCAACCAACCGACCAGCCAUACCCACACAUCCAUACAAUGUGACGUUGGCAACCGGUCGCCCGCUCAGCCAAACAUCCAAUUGUCCGUUUCUUCCUACAUUUGUCCAACAACUCAACGCGGCGGCGUUCAAAUGUUCCACUGUCUGUUGGUGCAUACGUCCGUCCGUUGGAACGUUCAUAUGUCUACACCCUGUUUUUUACUGCCCAUUUCUAGCAUGCACACACACAUAUAUAUGUAGGUAUGUAACGCGUCUUGUUGCUGCAACUGCAAAUGCAUUGUGAGCGUGCGUAUGGUAUGGCUGUGUGCGUGCCCGCGUGUGUGUGUUUGGGUUAGUGCGUGCGCUUAAUGAGGCUGAUAAAAAAGUGUACAAUAACAGCAGCAACAACAGCAGCAGCUUUGAAAAUAGAAAACAAAAAAAUAAAUCAUCAUCUGACAUUUCUUCCUUUCAAUUAUAGUGUUUACACACUUUUACGAAGCGUGUGAUUUUGCAAUAAAUUUUUUCUACAUUCUUUUCCGCAUAAAAUCUAAUCAAUUCAAUGUAUUUUAUGUAGUUAGCAGCGCUGCUGGGAGGAGCGGAAGCAAAAGCAUAAAGUGGCAAUAAAAGCAGCAAAACAAAAAUCAAAUAACUUCAAAAAUCUAACUACCGCCUGACAGCAGCAACAACAACAACAUCACGCAAUUCAAAGUGCAUUUUCGCGAAAUUUGUUUUAAGCGCGUACUUACACCUAUACAUAUACACGCAUGUAUGUGUGUCCAUCUGUGCGCAUUUGUAUCUCUUUUUAUUAGUUGCAAAAAUCAGUUGAAGAAAAAAUUGCUAGGCAUCAAAGUAAAAGCGAUUCCAUACAGCAAAAUUAGUUGUUAAAAAAUUUAAUGAAAAAAAAAUAUAUAAAAUUAAAUUUAAAAAAUAAAACGGAAUGAAAAAAUUAAAUUUUUUAUAAAAGUAAACGGAUUCUAAUCAAAAUUCUCGUCGCCUUACAAACAAACUAAUUAAAUAAAUCAAUAAAAAUAUAUGCAGCAUAACGCCCAGCAGCAGCAGCUCGUGUUGAUUGCAUAGCAUUUUGUUGCAACCAACCAUCAGCGCGCAUGCCACAAUGCCGUCGGCUGUGCAACACACCAGCUGAAAGCGUAAAACGAUUCGUGUAACGGCGGCAUUCCAGUUUUGUUUGGUUUUUGCAAUACUCUACACGCCCGUGAUUAAUUACGACCGAGGUAAAUUUCGCUUGUUGUUCUCGGCUUUGAAGGCAGCCUAAUCCAGGUCAAAACACCGACAUUUAUAGCAACCAAUGCCGGCAGGAAACCUCGAUCACACAAAACUAUAUGCGAUUUGUUGCUGGAUGCUUUGGUCACUGGUCACCGGUCACUGGUCAAUUGUAACGCAAGGAGAAUGUGUUCGAUUUUUCAUAAUCGCAUAAACUUUCGCGGUUUGCGCAGCAACUCGAGUGGCAGCAAUAGUAGCGGCAGCAACAUUAGUGAGAGCAUUAGCAGUUUAACCAAAGAACUGGACGCAGAUCGCAAUAAUAAUGGCGGAGGCGUGGGCAACAAUGAGCUCAACGGCGGGGAAACGACGUUUCAGAAUGACUGCAAAACGGAGAGCAUUUUACCUUUGAAGAGCGCCACCUCCACGCCAGAUAGUGCCUCUGACGAAAAUACUGAUCCACAGUGCAAUAUGCCUGCCGCCAACGAAGAGCUGGUGGGCGAGCGUAGCAGCGUAGAACGCGACGAUGGCGAAGAGGAGCUUGAGGCGACGGGUGAUAGCAAUGAGGCAUUGGAUUUGUCCGUGCUGCCGGGGAAUCGACUGCCGGUUAGUGGUCAUGUAGCAUUGGAGGCUUUACAACACACCAAAGUGGCGGUGGCGCAAUUUGCCGCCUCAGCGCUGAGUGGCGCACAAAAUUAUGGCGAAGCGAUGAGCGAGCUGGCAAUGGUACAGUCGACGAUACUGAAUGUGCAGCGGCAGCACCUCAUGCAACUGCAGCUCAUACAACACCUGCAGAGUCAGCUAAAGCGUGCAAGUGACGCGGAACAGCUGGACGAUGAGCAAACUGAUGAGUUAGAGCAGCAGCACUCCGUGCCAAAGAGACGAUUACUACAAUCGCCACAGUUGGAAACGGAGGAGAAGACGCUCGACAAAGUCGUGACUAAAAUGGAGCGACGGCAUGCAAUAGACAACACAAGCCCACACAGCGCAAGUGAAGUUGUCGAAUCAUUGAGACCACUGAGACCAGCGUCUACGUCAAAAGAUGAGAAUACAAAGACUGAAGAAUCAACAAGUGCAAUCGCGAGCUUGGACAUGCAAGUGAGAAAGAGCGGAAGUACGAAGACGCUAAGCAUGGGCAAUAUAAGCCACGAUACCGUUGUUACACCGCUGCCCAACUCCACCAUCCACAACAAUAAUUACCAGCCUUUGAUGUGCGACAUUAGCUCCUCGCUCGCUUCCAGCAUUAUCACCAAUCAUGAUCCACCACCUGCUCCCAAUGAACCCAAUUGCUUGGAGAUGCUACAACGUCGCACUGAAGAGGUGCUUGAUUCAGCCUCGCAAAGUCUGCAUGCCUCUCAUCUGCAGGACGAGUAUGAGUAUACGCAAAAGGAUGCGCAGAGCAGGGGUGAAAUAUUUAAACAUCGCUGCAAGUACUGUGGCAAGAUUUUCGGCUCCUUUUCCGCAUUGCAGAUCCAUCUACGCUCUCAUACUGGCGAGCGCCCUUUUCACUGUAAUGUCUGUGGCAGUAAAUUCACCACAAAAGGUAACCUGAAAGUCCACUAUCAACGGCAUACGCAAAUUUUUCCGCCAAUGCUAUUGGCGCCGGGACCGGGUGGCACAGUAGUAGAACAGUUUCCCGCAUACGGCGCACCGAUUGGUGGACCAUUGGUCAGAUUACCCGUGUCUAGCGAAGCAAAGGCAAUAGGUGUUGAAGAGCCUGUGUUGAGCACACAAAAGGAAAAAGCCGAAGAGUUGACACACCAGUCAACGUCUAAGCCAGUAAUACAACCAGAGGAGCCACACUCGCCUGAUGAGACUCCGCAGGAUUUAAGUAAGCCACAUCAUUCACCUGAAAGACACGAAAAUUCCGAGACCAUAGCACCAUGCAUUUCGCCAAAGACGCCCUCGAUAACGAAGCAAAUCGCCGAGGCGAAACUUGAUAAACCGGAACGCCCAACCAGCCACCAUUCGCUACACGCCCAUCACCCGCCGAAACGCAGCAGCAGCACGCGGAAACGAAGUUCUCGGGCCAACACGCCGCACUCCGGUGUCAGUGAAUCACGUAAGUCACAUGCACACGAAGAACGUGACCGUGAACGCGAACGAGACCGUGAUAGGUUGGUGGAAGGUGGCGAGUUUACGCCCAAAUCUACAUCGUCUCUACGCCGCUCAUCAUUGAGUCGCAACUCAAGUAACAGCGGCCUCGAGCCGCACAUCUCCUCGGAAUAUUCGUUGGCGCAGAUGGAACGCAUUAUUGAUAAAUCUUGGGAGGAUCUAAUCGAAAUCGAUACCACUUCAGAGACUUCAAAGCUGCAACAGCUGGUCGACAAUAUUGAGAACAAGCUAACCGAUCCCAAUCAGUGCAUCUUCUGUCACAAGGUGAUGUCAUGCCGCAGCUCAUUGCAAAUGCAUAUACGCACACAUACCGGCGAACGACCCUUCCGCUGUAAAAUUUGCGGGCGUGCCUUUGCAACCAAGGGCAAUCUGAAGGCGCACAUGAGCAUUCACAAGAUCAAGCCACCGAUGCGCAGCCAAUUCAAGUGCCCUGUGUGCCAUCAAAAGUUCUCGAAUGGUGUGAUACUGCAGCAACACAUACGCAUACAUACCAUAGAUGACGGCAGUGGUGUCUUGGCUGGCUUGCCUGGUGUCGCCUUGAAUGGUGGUGUGCUCGGCACAUUUUCGCUGCCGUUAGGUGCGCUACCCGGCGCAGCUGGCAACGCCGAGGCAGUGGCGGAGCACAAUGCUCGUAUGAAAGCUCACAUGGAUGCAGCGAUCGAGGAUCAGAACUCGAACAAGUCUAUGGGCACCUCGGAUAAUUUUGACUUCUCCACCACCUCCGAUUAUUCAGGCCAGCGUUCGGAAUCAUCACAAGGGGACUACGAUGACUUCAUGACUAUGGAUAGCACGGAUGACUCGCGCGAGAAUAUGAAUUCAUUAACGCCUUUCGAUCGUCGUCUGGUCGAUGAAUAUGCUGACGAACGUGCACACGAGGGAGGAGAACGUGGCGAGAGCGGGGAGUUACCGAAUCCAGUGGCUGCUAUGGCGGCUGCGGCUGCUAUGGAUCUUUCGGCACGCGGUUUCCCUGCAAAUGGCAUGUCACAGAAGGCGCUUGAACAACUGCCCAUGUUGGGUAUGUCACCGAAUUUUCUGCUAAUGGCGGCGGCGCGCGAGGAGAUGCAAAUGUUGGGUGCGCAUGCAAAAUUUCCGCUUUUGCCUUUUGGACCGCUCGGCUUUAUGGGUUUACAUCCCCAAACGCAUUUAUGCAACGUGUGUUACAAGAUAUUCCCCAACCCAGCAGCUCUCGAGCGCCACACACAUAGCGAACAUACCAAAGAUGUUGCUAAUAACAUAACAACAACUACAACAACCAUAGCGACAACGAUAUCAACUACUACAGCAGCUAGCAGCAAUAACAACAGCAAUGCAACCACGACAAGUGGCGCAGUUACGGCGAAUAAUACAAGUCGUUCUACGAAUUGUGAUAGGACAUCACCAUACAAUGCGAAGCCUUGUCACAAAUAUGGUGCUUGCAUCAAAGUAUGA